This is a messenger RNA of Cotesia glomerata, 1710 nucleotides long. Its product is annotated as YTH domain-containing protein 1-like. NCBI's taxonomy places the organism in Eukaryota, Metazoa, Arthropoda, Insecta, Hymenoptera, Braconidae. The record is from RefSeq and is a predicted model, not a curated record. Bases 239 to 1573 code for a protein of 444 amino acids. The transcript has 9 exons.
GUCAGUGCGUCUUGUGUCUCCUUCAAGUUUGGAAGUGCGUACUUGUGUCUAGAAUUUUCAGCAGUCUUAAUCUGAAAUUCAAGUAAGCUCAUAGUAUUUGUAAACCAUUGACGCAGUUACGCCAAACGUAAACCGGCAUCAUCUAAGAAGACCUUAUAUUGAUAUUGAUUUUACACAGGCGAAUCGAUAGAAACAACAAAAAAAUAAUACAAGAUAAAGUCCUCUUAAGAUAAUCAAAAUGUCGUUGUGGUCUUUUAGUAUACUAAAAAUGGCUGAGAGUGUCGGUGAUGCAAUGGCCUGGUCUUUAGAUAAAAUAUCUCAUUUGACCAUAGGACAAUUGCUGAUAAGAUUUAUCGAUCGCAGUUUAAAUAUUGUUGAAAAAACAGCACAAUGGAGUUUACCCUAUAGUGAAGUAAUUGCUGAGGAAGAUGGAAAAUCAUUUAAAACGAUAGAAUUGGUUAGACCUCUACCUUGGAUCUUUUUUCUACCAAGUUUAGUUGUUUUACGUAGCUUCAGAUUAACAUGGAACAUUGGAGCUUGGAUUUUUGGAUACCCUCAGAUUCAACCGGUUGACAUUGUUAAGUCUCUGCAAAAAACACGAAGACGCUUGCGAGUAAUCAGAUUGAAUGGUGGUAAAAGAAUGAGAAAAAUAAAACCAAAUUUACGGGACAGAAGUUUACGGAUAAAUGAAGCUAAGAGAAGUUUAUUGAAGUCGAUUCAAAUUACUUUAUCCAGUCUGUCUUGUCUUGAUGCUGGUAAAAUGAAAUCCUCGCCAUCGCCGACGAGGGUUCGUCUGAACACUAAUAACGAAACUGAACCAACACCAGUAACAGAACCAUUAAUUGUUGGCGUGGAUGGAGAUCCUAAACGUAAAUUUUCUGAAGUCAGCUCAGAUUAUUCUCAAUCAUCUGACGAAUCUGAUGCUGAAUAUGAACUUUUUAAAUCAAGGAUUGAUUCAAAUGCUUCUGAAUAUCCAUCUGAAGAUGAUGAUAAUAGUUUUAAAAUUCAAGUAGACAAUAGUGGAGAAUUAGAUGGAUCUGAUGAUGAGAUACCUGAUGAAGAUGAACAAGAAACACAGGCAGAAGUUGCGGAGUUACUGAAAGAUGUUGAUUCAAUAAAAAAUAUUGUAGAUGAUUUUAAACCAGAUUCUCAACAACAUUUGAUGAUGCAACAGUAUGAAACUUUCCUUGAAAAAAAAAGAUUAAAUGGAAAUGAACAUUUAAUCAAAAAAUAUUCCGAAGAAUCACAAGAUUAUUACUCUCCUAAAAGUACUGAAGAUGGAGACACAGCUUUUUAUUCGCCGUUGAGCUCAAAAAGCUCAAGUCCAGAGCCGAUUGAUAACGAUAAUGAUCGGCACCUCUUCGGGCCAAACAAAAAUGAUGACACAACCACCAAAGUCGACGAAAAACCAAUAAAAUCAUGCGAUCAAAUUCACGAUAAUCAUAUACGCUCUUCCGCUAUUACAAUUUCCACUUCUCCAAAACCAAUUAUUACUCAUGGAAAAGUGUAUCGUCGUAAAAAAUCAACCGGUUAUCAAGGUCGUUCUUCAAAUGAAAGAGGAAAGAAAAAAUAAUUAUUUUUAAUAAUUUUCAUUCAAAUAAUUGAAAAACUUCCAUUAUUUACAUUCAAUGAUAAGUCAUAAAAAGUUUACAUUAAGAUUUUUAUAUUAUUCAUAGUUAUUUUUUUAAUAGAUUCAAUGAUCAUUUUCAA